Messenger RNA from Empidonax traillii (willow flycatcher), 2361 nucleotides. RefSeq names its product chromosome unknown C10orf90 homolog (gene CUNH10orf90). The coding region runs from base 60 to 2234 and encodes 724 amino acids. Gene Ontology annotation, biological process: regulation of centriole replication. NCBI's taxonomy places the organism in Eukaryota, Metazoa, Chordata, Aves, Passeriformes, Tyrannidae. The transcript is spliced from 9 exons. Gene Ontology annotation, cellular component: centrosome; centriole; cytosol. The record is from RefSeq and is a predicted model, not a curated record.
UGUCACCACCCUGCAACAAGUGGUGGCUGUCCCCAUCCCGUGUCCCCGGAGAGCCCGGGAUGCCUUGGGGAGAGGGAGCAGCUCCGCGACCCCGCUGUGCCCGACACGCCCGGCUGGAUUUCCAGGUUAAGCCCCGCGCAAAAAGCACCCGGGAAACGCAGUCCUUUGUAACUCAGAUGUACCUGACCAUAAACUUCGCUUCUUGGGAGAAAACUGCUUGUUUCGGGGUGUCACAGAAGCGAUGGAGCACUGACAGUGGCAGGACAUGCGCAGGCCUUCAGCAAGAGAGCGCUGGGGGGGGAGCAGCGAGCUCUACCCAGGAAUCUCUGUCUUCACAAAAUACUGUGUUGAUUUCACCGGUAAUCAUUUCCCAGAUGAUCGACGGGAAUAAAUCCAAGGGAAAUCAGCCUGCUUUGCCCAUGCAGUCCACGAUCCCCCAGCCCAGCCCUUGUCACACGAAGCAAUCUUUAUCUAACCAUGGGUCACUCAAGGUCACCAGAGCAUUUUUGGUACUUCCCAGCAGACUGGAAGUUCAGGCAUCUUCAGAAGACACCAAGUCACCAUCGGACUCCCAGGUCACAGGGGAAAAGCAGUGUCCAAAGCAGCAGAACGGCUUUGCCUCCAUAACUGUGACAGCCAGACGUGUGGCUGUGGGCUCUGGGGACCCUGGGGCUGUGCAGGACCCCAGCACCGUGUCCCCCACCUCCAGCAGAGUCCCUGCUGUCCUCCCUCAGUGGCCCCCACCAGGCCACACACCCCAACGUGCCUCUCCAGGAAAGGUUUCUGGGUCUUGCCCAAAAUCAGGUGAAGAGCCACGAAAGCAGCUUUUUGACCCUGGACUCAAGGAGACCGGCGUGGGCCUUCAAAGCAGUGAUGGGAGGGAGGAAGCACCACCCUCAUUCCUCUCAUGUGUCCACCUCCAGGUUUCUCAGAGGUGCCCACGCACCAUCUACUAUUUAGACAAGUCCCUCAACGUGUGCAUUGACCAACCUCGAAUUAAAUGCCAAAAAACAUAUAGAUCCACGUUGUCCUUCGACAUAAAGUGCAGUUUGUCCAGAUUAACAGCAGAUGGAGUAGAUGGCAUAGCUAAUGGAGAGCCCAUGGAGGAGACAGCUCCAACAAAGCUCCCAGGAGCAAACAGGACUCCACUCAGAUCAGAGUUGAGCGCAGACUUCACAGAAAAUAAGGUAAUUAAUAAAGUGGAAACAAAGGAAGGCUGUUUGGGUAGCAAGUACCCUUUGCAAAGUGUCCUCAUCUCAGAACUUCCAGCAUUUGUGGAUAUACCCAGGGGACACCAUAACGUAGUAGCAACAAAGAAGGAAGAGGAUGAGCAUUCGGGCAGCUCUCACACUCUGUUUUCCCUCCAACUUCCUAAUUCGAGUGAUAAGCCAGGAACACAAAUGCUGUUGGGAAGAAGGAAGAGGAGCUUCAUUCUUCCAGAUGCAGCAUCCAGAGAGGCAAUCACUGCUGCUGGCUCAUCAAAAAGGAGAGAUCCCUCCAAAGACACCUCCAAAUCCAAAGAGAUCCAAGCACAGGGCGUCCUCAAACCAAAACUGUCUGUCUCCAACUGCAUGUGCAAUACAAAAACAUCAUCAAGGAUCCUCUCGGAAGAAAACGCUCACAGGCAGAACCAGCUCCUAAAAAGCGAUUCCGAAUUCCGCGGUUCAGGUGACAGAAUAAAGGAGCUCAAGGACGAGUUGGAGCGAGCCAGGAGGGUGACACUGUCCACAGCUCAUUGGCCAGGUGUGACUUGGGAGGAAAACAAUGUGCUCACCUGGCCAGGAACCGGCUCCCAGCCGGAGGAAAUUCCAGCAGCCCCAUGGACACUGCAGGAAGCCCUAGAAAUCCACAAUCCUCGGUUCAUCUCUCGCUCCCAGGAAAGGCUGAGGAGACUGGAACACAUGGUGCAGCUGAGGAAAGCCCAGCAGAGUGACUCUCCUGUGGGCAGUCCCGGAGCGCUGGUUCGCAAGCUCUCCUCAACAUCCACCUCCAGCAGGAGAAAGCACUACACCAUUCCUGACCCUCUCAGUGAUAACCUCUUCAAACCAAAGGAAAGGUUCAUUCCUGAGAAGGAGAUGCACAUGAGAUCUAAAAGGAUUUAUGAAAAUUUACCUGAAGUGAAAAAGAAACAAGAGGAAAAGCAGAAAAGGAUCAUCAUGCAGAGUAACAGGCUGAGAGUGGAGAUGUUUAAAAAGCAAUUACUGGACCAGCUCCUUCACAGAAACACAGAGUGACAAAGGAGUCUCUUGCCCAUCAUCCUAAUUGGAUCUUGAAUGCCUUUGACUGCUAGAUAAGCCAUAAAUUAACUGUUAUCUCAAUUACCUGGAGGUAUUUUUCUUAUCUUUGCCUCUUUAAAUAAAG